Molecule: messenger RNA, 1986 nt
Organism: Symbiodinium sp. CCMP2592
Lineage: Eukaryota; Dinophyceae; Suessiales; Symbiodiniaceae
Source: the annotation of a GenBank genome assembly
AUGGCCUUCAGCUCCAUCAGACUCGCCCUCCGUGUUCUGACGAUGGCCUCCGUCCCGCUGCUUGCGCCGAUAGUGCAUGCGGAGUCUCAGGCACUCGCGUACCUUGGCACCGGCUACGACAUCAUCAAAGGGGACCCUCACGUGGAGCGUGACAGAGACCCUGGGUGGAGAAAUGAUAUCAUCGAGCGCAGCUACCUCCAGGAAGAGUGGGUCAAGCCGGAUGGGAGGUGCUCGUACGACGCGACCAACUUCAAGAUCACCGGUGCCAAGAGUGCUCAGUCUUCCAUGAAGAGCGAGUGGAGCAGCAAGACCAGCAUCGGCCUCUUCAAGAUCAUCCAGGCGGCCUUCACAGCCAGUUCGUCCGUGCAAACAAUGGACAAAGAAAGCCGGAGUGAAGGCUUCACCUUCUUUGAAACGAGGGCUGAGUGCCACUUGCAGACCGCCAAGCUUCCUGCUCCGACCAUCAAAUACAACUUCACUGCAGACUUUGAGGCGGCUGUCAAGGCCAUCCCAAGCGAUGCAUCGACACAGUGGGUCAUCGACAAUUUCAUCGAGUACUUUGGCACGCACUACACAGAAACAAUUUGCUCCGGCGGGCUCAUGGGCAAGCGCUCUUGGAUGAGCAAGCAGAGCUUCGACUCUUUCCAGCAGACGGCAAAGCAGAAGGGCUUCAGUCUGGACAUUGCUGCCAAAGGCGCUUUCUGGAUAUUCGCAGAUCCCCACAACUCCGAAGGUCACACUACCAACAACGAUGCCACGCAGGCCUUCCAGGAAGCCAUACAGUCCGGUGGAACCUCGAGUUUCUGCAUCGGCUGCAGCUCCUUCGUGGCAGGCGACGCUGAGAAGUGGGGUGAUCAGGUGAAGGAUAACUUGGAGCCCAUCGGGUCCUCCAGCAACCGUCUGGCGGCCAUCAGCGAGCUCCUGAUCCCAGUCCACUUCCCGAACUCCGAUGCCCAGGUCUUGAAGCUUCAGAAAGCCACGGUGGAGCGUGCCCUCGAAGCACUCUGCACCGCCUAUGCGAGUGAAGGCUGCACAACGAACCCGACAGAUCGGCUCGACAUCCCACCCCGGACUAUUAUUGAAGGCGCAUUCGUAAACGCUGUGCAGUGGUCCCACGAUGGAGGGACCUUGGCCUCCGCCUCCGAGGACUACGUGGUUCGUUUGUGGGAUGCGGUCACCGGCAGGUGCUUGCGGACGCUCACUGGCCACACCGGUGGGGUGCAAUCCGUGGCCUACAGUCCGGAUGGGGCCCAUAUCCUUUCAGGAAGUGGUGACAAGACCAUCAAGGUGUGGGAUGCCGAUUCCGGCACAUGCUUGCAAACGCUCACCGGGCACAACUCUUCUGUUAUCGCUUUGGCCUACAGCCCGGAUGGUUCCCAUAUAGUUUCAGGAAGUGUUUCGGACAACACCAUCAAGGUGUGGGAUGCUGUCACCGGCACGUGCUUGCGGACACUCACGAGCCCCGACCAAAACCCCGAUUUCGAAGUGAGCACCGUGGCCUACAGCCCGGAUGGCGCCCACAUCCUUUCAGCCAGUUUUGAGGGAAGACUUUUAUUGUGGGAUGCCGUCACAGGCAAGUGCUUGCAGAGGCUUCACGCAUCUGAUGCUCCGGCAUGGACCUUCGCGGCCUACAGCCCGGAUGGCGCCCGGAUCAUUUCAGGAUACGAUGACUGGCACAAGGGUCCCAUCAUGGUCUGGGAUGCGUUCGACGGACGUUACUUGCAGACGCUCACCGGCCAUAGCGACACGGUGCUUUCCGCAGCGUACAGCUCGGAUGGCGCCCACAUCGUUUCAGGAAGUCGUGACAAAACCAUCAGAGUGUGGGAUGCCGUCACAGGCAAGUGCUUGCACACGCUUACGGGCCACACAGAUCAGAUAGCCUCCGUGGCCUACAGCCCGGAUGGGGCCCAUAUCCUUUCAGGAAGUGACGACAAGACCAUCAGAGUGUGGGACGCUCCGUCAAAGCUUCUCCAGACCUUCGUCUAA